Messenger RNA from Ailuropoda melanoleuca (giant panda), 9610 nucleotides. RefSeq names its product ATP binding cassette subfamily A member 9 (gene ABCA9). Lineage: Eukaryota; Metazoa; Chordata; Mammalia; Carnivora; Ursidae. The coding region runs from base 2180 to 7057 and encodes 1625 amino acids. The record is from RefSeq and is a predicted model, not a curated record. Gene Ontology annotation, molecular function: ABC-type transporter activity; ATP hydrolysis activity; lipid carrier activity. Gene Ontology annotation, biological process: lipid transport; transmembrane transport. The transcript has 39 exons. Gene Ontology annotation, cellular component: membrane; intracellular membrane-bounded organelle.
AUAGUUGUAUCAUCUCUAACUCUGUUGUAGACAGGACCUUGCUGGUUUUGUUCAUUAUUUUCCUACUAUACUCCUUCCAAGGCAGACUGACCACUGUGGACUGCAUCACCAAUUCCCCACUUUCAUGGUUGGCUUCCAAUUGGGUCUGACCAAUCCAACAGGAAAAAGCAACAAUAGAUGUGAAGGUAGAAGAGGAAAGAGGUCAGAGGAUCUCUUCCCUCCUGCCCUCGUUUUAGUUCCAGAUCUCAAGCAGUAGAUGUAGCCUUCCAGGCCUAUGACGUUUGCCCUCCUUCAGUUACAUGCAUCUGCUCCUGGCCCCUCUAGCACUAUUGACCCCAGGAAUGUCCUACUCUUACGUUGUCCUUCUCACUUCAGCAAAUCAUCAGAAUUACCAUUUAAGGUGUUUGUUCCUAGUUUAUGGCUCUACUGGCUUCUGUUUCAGGUAAGCUGGUCUUGGCUGCAAUUCUCUGUAUUCACUUGCAUAAAAAGAAAAGAAAAGGAAUGGAAAUGAAAGGAAAUGAAAGAAAAGUCUCUGCCCCCAGUUCCUUCUAAUAUUUGGUCUUGGACCCCAGUUCCUAACACAGAGCUCCUAAGCCCUGAGGGGGGGGGUCCCUUGGAUGAUAGAAGUAUCUUUUGUUUUAAUGAGCAGACUCUGGUGGGCUCCAGGAUCAGCACUGGUCACCAGAAAGACCAAGCCAUUAUUAGAAGCUUAGUACUUUCAGCCCCAUCCCUAUUCUCCAGAGGUGGGAGAAACACUGGAAAUUGAGUUGAUAGCCAAUCAUGCCUAUCUGAUGAAGCCUCCAUAAAAAUUCCAAAAAUACUGCGUUCAGAGAGCGUCCAAGUUGUUGAACAUCUAUAUGCUAGGAAGAAGGUGGGUGCAUCCCAGUUCCAGGGUGACUGAGGCUGCUGUGCUUGGAACCCUUCCAGACCUUAUCCCAUGUAUCUUCAUCUGGCUAGUCACCUGGAUCCUUUAUCAUAUUGUUUAUUAUAUAAUAAACCAGUCAACAUAAGUACGUGUUCCCCUGAGGUCUGUAAGCUGUCCUAGCAAACUGUCAAACCCAAGGAUGGGGGGUCAUGGGAACCCCAUUUAUAGCUGGAAAGUCAGAAGUAGAGACGACAUGGGACUUGUGAUUGGCAGCUGAAGCAGAGCCAAUCUUGGAAGACAGGGCUAUUAACAGGUGGGAUCUGAUGCUAACUCCAGACAGAUAGUGUCAGGUAAAUCAAAUUGUAGGACACCCAGCUGAUGUUGGAGAAUUGGGCAGUAUGAGGGGGAGAAAACACCACCGCCACACAUUUGGUGUCCAGAAGUGAAGUAUGAGAGCAAAGGAAAACACAAAGGAAAAAACAGUUUUUCCUAGACAUUUGGUGUCAGUGAAGUGGAAUUUGCUAGAACUGCUCUGGGUCAUGGAAACACGUGGUUUGGGAUCAGAAAGAAUGGAGGGCAGGGAUGAGGAACCCUUGGUCUCUGGAUGGCUACCUAGUCACUCAGAGCAUAAAACUGCUGCUGCUCUUUGAUCAGUUACUAAGAGUACAAGUUACCAAUGAAUUAGAGAUGAGAGUAGACCCAACAAUAUGCAAGGAAACGUAAAAUAAUAAGCAUGUUCACGAUACAAUCUCUUGGCUAUUAUUAUCUGUAAUAGCUAAAAUAAGAGUUCUGAGUUGGACCUUGAUGUUGGAACAAUUUCAAAUCUGGGUCAGUCUGAGUUUUGGCCACUAGCCUCAAAGCUGCUCAGAAAGGGAAAAAUUAUGCCAGGAAGGUACCUCACCAAAGAGGUAGUCAUUGUGGUGGAUGGAGGGCAAAACCAAAAAACUACUAAAACCAGGGGGUAUAAAGUGAAGGAGAUGUCUCAUUUUGUGGAUCAAAUUAUCAGCUUCCUGAGGAAUCUCUACCAAAAUGGACUACGAGAGUAACUAAUUUGGGGUCUGUCUUUGGUUUUGAAUGUUUCAGAGUGGAAGAGCAUGUCUGGGUUGAUACAGGAUCUGGAACCCACCAUUGAACAAUCACAGAUGGUUAUAUGUGAUCCAGACACACAGAAGAUUAUUCCUGAGGGAUUCCUGGUGAACUGGACAAAAGCCACCAUAAGAUAUGCUUACCUGAGAUGGAAGACUGCCCAACUCCCCCUAUAACUGCCAAGUGGAACACUUCAGAUGAAGCAGCUGACAUGCUUUGCAGGUCAGAAUGAGCAAGAGGCACAUAAAUGUGGGUCAGCAAACAUGGGCUCUCCUCUGCAAGAACUUUCUGAAGAAAUGGAGGAUGAAGAGAGAGACCUUCUUGGAAUGGUUUUUCUCAUUUCUUCUAGUAUUGUUUGCAUACCGACUUUCCUCCAAUUUGCAUCAAGUUAAUGACUUUCCUCAAUUGCCUGCAAUGAAUCUGGGACGUGUGGAUAAUUUUAAUGAUUCUAAUUAUGUGAUUGCAUUUGCACCUGAAUCCAAAACAACCCAGGAGAUCAUGAACAAAGCGGCUUCAGCCCCAUUCAUGAAAGGAAGAAAAAUCAUGGGGUGGCCAGAUGAGAAAAGUAUGGACUAUUUGGAUUUAAACUACUCUAUAGAUGCAGUGAAAGUCAUCUUUAAUGAUACCUUCUCAUAUCAUUUGAAGUUUUUCUGGGGAGGGAGAAUCCCCAAGAUGAAGGAACAUAGAGACCAUUCAGCUCAUUGUCAAGUGAUGGAUGAAAAAAUCACAUGUGAAGGUUCAGUGUUCUGGGAGAAAGGCUUUGUGGCUUUUCAAGCUGCCAUUAAUGCUGCUAUCAUAGAAAUCACAACAAAUCACUCAGUGAUGGAAGAGCUGAUGUCAAUUACUGGUAUAAAUAUGAAGAUAUUACCUUUUGUUGCCCAAGCUGGAGUUGCGACUGACUUCUUCAUAUUCUUCUGCAUUAUUUCUUUUUCUGCUUUCAUUUACUAUGUAUCAGUCAAUGUUACACAAGAAAGACAAUACAUUAAGUCAUUGAUGAUGAUGAUGGGCCUUCGAGAGUCAGCAUUCUGGCUUUCCUGGGGUUUGAUGUAUGCUGGCUUCAUCUUUAUUGUGGCUACUUUGAUGGCUCUUAUUGUAAAAUCCGCCCAAGUUGUCGUCCUAACUGGCUUCGUGGUGGUCUUCACCCUCUUUCUCCUCUAUGGCCUGUCUUUGAUAACUUUAGCUUUCCUGAUGAGCGUGUUGAUAAAGAAACCCUUCCUUACUGGGUUAGUUGUCUUUCUCCUUACUGUCUUUUGGGGGAGUCUGGGAUUCACUGCAUUGUACAGACAUCUUCCUGCAUUUUUGGAAUGGACCUUAUGUCUUCUUAGCCCUUUUGCUUUUACUGCUGGAAUGGCCCAGCUUAUACAUUUGGACUUUGAUGUGAAUUCUAACAUCCAUUUGGAUCCUUCAGACAACCCAUACCUAAUAAUAGCUACUCUUUUCAUGUUGGUUUUUGAUGCUCUUCUGUAUUUGGCUUUGACAUUAUAUUUUGACAACAUUUUCCGCACUGAAUAUGGACAUCGACGUUCUCCUUGGUUUUUCAUGAAAUCCUCUUUUUGGUUUCAACACCAAAGAGCUGAUCAUGUGGCCCUUGAGAAUGAAACAGAUUCAGAUUCUUCACCCAAUGACUCUUUUGAACCUGUGUCUCCAGAAUUCCAUGGGAAAGAAGCCAUCAGGAUAAGAAAUCUAAAGAAAGAAUACAGAAAAGGAAAUCAUGAAAAAGUGGAAGCCUUGAAAGGUCUGGUAUUUGACAUAUAUGAAGGCCAGAUCACUGCCCUCCUUGGUCACAGUGGAGCUGGGAAAACGACCCUGUUAAACAUCCUCAGUGGAUUGUCCGUCCCAACAUCAGGUUCGGUCACCAUCUAUAAUCACACCCUUUCGGAAAUGGCUGACUUCGAAACCAUCAGCAGGCUCACUGGAGUCUGUCCACAAUCCAACGUACAAUUUGGCUUCCUCACUGUGAAAGAAAAUCUCAGGCUCUUCGCUAAAAUAAAAGGGAUUCAGCCACAUGAAGUGGAACGAGAGGUACAACAAGUAUUAAGGGACUUGGAGAUGGAAAAUAUUCAAGACAUUCUUGCUCAAAAUUUAAGCGGUGGACAAAAAAGGAAACUAACUUUUGGGAUUGCCAUUUUAGGAGACCCUCAGGUUUUGCUAUUGGACGAACCAACUGCUGGGUCAGACCCUCUUUCAAGGCAUCGAGUAUGGAACCUCCUAAAAGAGAGGAAAUCUGAUAGAGUCAUUCUCUUCAGUACCCAGUUCAUGGAUGAAGCUGACAUCCUGGCUGAUAGGAAGGUGUUCAUAUCCAAUGGGAGACUGAAGUGUGCAGGCUCUUCUCUAUUCCUGAAGAAGAAAUGGGGCAUCGGCUACCAUUUAAGUUUGCAUCUGAAUGAAAUGUGUGAUCCAGACAGUAUAACAUCACUUGUUAAACAGCACAUCCCUGAUGCCAAAUUAACAGCACAAAGUGAAGAAAAGCUUGUAUAUAUUUUGCCUUUGGAGAGGACAAACAAAUUUCCAGAUCUUUACAGGGAUCUUGAUAGAUGCUCUAACCAGGGCAUUGAGAAUUAUGGUGUUUCCAUGACAACUUUGAAUGAAGUGUUCUUGAAAUUAGAAGGAAAAUCAGCUAUUGAUGAAUCAGAUGCUGGAAUUUGGGGGGAGUUACAAAGUAAUAGGACAAAAGACACAGGAAGCCUUGUUGAGCUGGAACAAGUUUUGUCUUCCUUUAAGGAAAAAAGGAAAUCCAUCAGUGGUAUGGCUCUUUGGAGGCAGCAGCUCUGUGCAAUAGCAAAAGUUCGCUUCCUCAAGUUAAAGAAUGAAAAAAAAACUCUCUUGACCAUAUUAUUGCUUUUUGGCAUCAGCUUUUGCCCUCAGCUUUUGGAACAUCUAUUCUAUGAGUUAUAUCAGAAAAGUUAUUCUUGGGGACUGACUCCUAAUAUGUACUUCCUCUCACCAGGACAACCACCUCAAGCCCCUCUGACCCACUUGCUGGUCAUCAAUAAAACAGGGUCAAGCAUUGAUAACUUUAUACAUUCACUGAGGCAACAGAACAUUGCUUUGGAAGUGGAUGCCUUUGGAACUAGAAGUGGCCCAAACGAGCCAUCAUACAAUGGUGCUAUCACUGUGUCAGGUGAUGACAAGGAUCACAGAUUCUCAAUAGCAUGUAACACCAAAAGGCUGAAUUGCUUUCCUGUCCUCAUGGAUAUCAUCAGCAAUGGGCUACUUGGAAUUUUUAAUUCUUCAGAACACAUUCAGACUGACAGAAGCACAUAUUUCGAAGAGCACAUGUCUUACGAGCAUGGGUACCUGAGUAACGCCUUCUUCUGGAUACCUGUGGCAGCCUGUUUCGCUCCUUACAUUGCAAUGAGCAGCAUCGGCGACUAUAAAAGGAAAGCUCAUUCCCAGCUACGGAUUUCAGGCCUCUACCCUUCUGCUUACUGGUUUGGCCAGGCGCUGGUGGACAUUCCACUCUAUUUCUUGAUCCUCCUUGUGAUGCAAAUAAUGGAUUAUGUCUUUAGCCCAGAUGAGAUUAUAUUUAUAAUUCAGAACCUAUUAGUUCAGACCUUGUGUAGUAUUGGAUAUAUCUCGUCUCUGGUUUUCUUGACAUAUGUGAUUUCGUUCAUUUUUCGCAAUGGGAGAAAGAAUAGUGGUAUUUGGUCAUUUUUCUUCUUAAUGAUCACCAUCUUCUCGAUAGUUGCUACGGAUCUAAAUGAAUAUGGGUUUCUAGGGCUAUUUCUCUGCACCAUAUUAAUACCACCUUUCACACUGAUUGGUUCUCUAUUCAUUUUCUCCGAGAUUUCUCCUGACUCCACGGAUUAUUUAGGAACUUCAGAACAGCAAAUUGUGUUUCUGGCACUGCUAAUACCUUACCUUCAUUUUUGCAUUUUCGUUUUUGUUCUUCGGUGUCUGGAAGUGAACUUUAGGAAGAAAUCAAUGAGAAAAGAUCCCAUGUUCAGAAUUUCUCCAAGAAGCAGUGGCAUUUUUCCAAACCCAGAAGAACCUGAAGGAGAGGAUGAAGAUGUUCAGAUAGAAAGAAGGAGAACCACAAAUGCUGGGACUGUUGCAGAUUUUGAUGAGAAACCUGUCAUCAUUGCUAGCUGUCUACGGAAGGAAUAUGCGGGCAAAAAGAGAAAAUGUUUUGCUAAGAGGAAGAAAAAAGUGGCCAUAAGAAAUGUCUCUUUCUGUGUUAAAAAAGGUGAAGUUAUAGGGCUCUUAGGACACAAUGGAGCUGGUAAAAGUACAACUAUUAAGAUGAUAACUGGAGACACAAAUCCAACCGCAGGGCAGGUGAUUUUGAAAGGGAACAGUGAGGGGGACUCCCUCGGGUUCCUGGGAUACUGUCCUCAGGAGAACGUGCUCUGGCCCAACCUAUCAGUGAGGGAACAUCUGGAGGUAUUCGCCGCCAUCAAAGGGCUGAAGAAAGGGGACGCCACAGUCACCAUCACACAGCUGGCGGAUGCGCUCAAGCUGCAGGACCAGCUGAAGCUGCCCGUGAGAGCCUUAUCCGAGGGAAUAAAGAGGAAGCUGUGCUUCGCGCUGAGCAUCCUGGGAAACCCAUCGGUGGUGCUUCUGGACGAGCCGUCCACCGGCAUGGACCCCGAGGGGCAGCAGCAAAUGUGGCAGGCGAUCCGGGCCACCUUCAAAGACACAGAGAGGGGCGCCCUCCUGACCACCCACUACAUGGCGGAGGCUGAGGCUGUGUGUGACCGCGUGGCCAUCAUGGUGUCGGGAAGGCUGAGAUGUAUCGGUUCCAUCCAACACCUGAAAAGCAAAUUUGGCAAAGAUUAUCUGCUAGAGAUGAAGGUGAAGACCCCCACCCAGGUGGAGCCCCUCCACUGCGAAAUUCUGAGACUUUUCCCCCAGGCUGCUCGGCAGGAAAGGUACUCCUCCCUGAUGGUCUAUAAGUUGCCUGUUGAGGAUGUGCGCCCCUUAUCGCAAGCUUUCUUCAAAUUAGAGAUAGUUAAACAGAGCUUCGACCUGGAGGAGUACAGCCUCUCCCAGUCCACCCUGGAGCAGGUUUUCCUGGAGCUCUCCAAGGAGCAGGAGCUGGAUGACUUUGAUGAGGAACUUGACCCUUCAGUGAACUGGAAGCUCCUCCCACAGGAAGACCCUUGAAGCCCCAAAUGCCUUAUGUUUCUUUUUCGUCUUAUGCCUCUUUGUAAAGAUAAUAUGUUAUGUCAUUAGUGUAUCCUAUCUCAGAUAUGAUGCAAAAUGCUUCUGAAACUCAUAUCACCAUUUUUCUCAAUAGUGUGAUGUAUAGUAGGACUAAGUCGGUGAGAAGAGUCUCGAAACUGGACCACGGGGCCUCUGUACUGGCAACUAAAUCCCACAUGUCAUACGGAAGUGAAUUAAAAAUGCAUUUGUUAUAGAAUGUUAGGGUUUCUCAAGAUGAUACAGAGAUUAUUUUCUUUGUUUGAACAUCAAAAUAUUGAAUAUUUUCUUAUCCUUUUGAAUUAAGUGCCUAAGGACAAAAUAAGACCUAAUCCUGAUUUUAGGGAAAGGAACGCAGUGACUGCAGAGCUGCACGGUAUUUGCUUUUUUUUUUUUUAAGUUUCUAUUUAAAUCCCAGUUAGUUAACAUACAGGUAAUAUUAACUUCAGGUAUACAAUACAGAGCCGCAGUGCUUCCAUACAACACCCAGCACUCAUCCAACAAGUAUUUGCUUCUUGUAAUUCAGAGUUUGUUUGCUUUUUUUUUUUUUGCUUAUUCAUAAUACACGGAUUUCCCUUUUCUGUCAUUUUUCACAUUUUAUUUUGUAAGUCUAUGUUUUGUCUGUUGGCACUGUAAAGGAAAUUUGAAACCUGUUAAAAUAAGUAAUUUCAGUAAGUUUUGAAUAAUCAAGUUGAUGAAAGUUUUAAAAUGACCUAUCUUACAAUUUUGAAACAUAUUUCUGAUUUGAUAUGUUUUCUUGUGAUGCAAGAGUCUACUCUUACGCAGAUCUUAAUUUCUCAUGUUUACGUACGGUAUGACCUCUCCAACUGGUGACCUUGUAAACACCUUAAAAUCAGUGCAAUAUACUUGUAUACUCUUAUUUAGGUAAGUUUUUUGUUGUUAUUCUUGCUACUUGUGUUGUUGUGAGCUCUUAUGGACUGAAUUGUGUUCCCCCGAAAUUAUAUGUUAAAGCCCCGAACUGCAGUGUGGCUGUAUUUGGAGACAGGGCCUUUAAGGAGAUAAAGGUUCAGUGAAGUCGUAAGAUUGGGGCCUUAAUCCAAUAGCACUGGUAUCUUUACCGGAAGGGGAAGAGACACCAUAUCUCUGUGCACUCCCAGGGAAAAGAUCACAUGAGGACAUCUGGGGUAGCUAUCUGCAAGCCGGGAAGAGAGAUGUCACCAGAAACCAAGUUUUCUGGCACCUAGCCUGGGGGUCACCCUUUGGAGAUGAGCUGCUUCCAGAGCUCUCUGGACCGUGCAGGACUGAGGCAUGAAACACAGACCUACACACACUCCAGUGCAAAACCAAAAAACGAAACCUCUACGGCACACUCUGUGGUAUCAAGCUACUGAGAUUACUGAGAUUGUGGGGUUGUUUGUUACACCAGAUAGUCAACAUUACGUGAACUAACACAGAUCAUUCCAGGAAACGGGUGGGGACAAAAUCCUGGACUAAGUAUUUCUUGAUCGGGACACUGAUGCAAUUGCCAAAGACCUUUGAACUAUUCUAAGCAGCCUGUCGCCAGUCCUUGCCUGGAUCAACUCUACAAGGGUGACCCUUCCUUCACUUUCAACCCAUUUGUGCCACACGAGCCUCAAAGUGUAGCCAAACCACAGUAACUUCCAACCCAAGACAUGAUGCCUUUGGAUGAGUCUACCCUUCAUUGUAUCGUAAAAAGUCAAGAAGGGAUGACCUAAUUUAGAUCUGCAAAAUUCUACUGAGUGAAUGUUUGGAGUAUUUGAAGUAGACAGUAAGAGUAAUUCAUUCCAAGGGAUUAAUAAAUGAAAACAUUGCAGUGAUUAUGAAAAAAUAAUUUUAAUGAUACUGGGUUUUUUUUUUUCUCAUACUAGAUGUGUUUCUCUCAACAGCUGUACUGUGGACACUUGGUGCCAGAGAAUUCUUUGUUGGGGUAGGGAGAAAGGAGAGGCUGUCCUGUGUAUUGUAAAAUAUUCAAUGGCAAUCCUGAUGUGUACCCACUAGAUGCCAGUAGCAAUCUCCACCUGAGUGUGACGAUCAAAUAUGUCUCCAGACAUUGUCCAAAUCACGCCAUUGCAUUACAAUUACAUGUCUUUAUACCAACUGCUUGGUAAUUUUAUCAUCUUGGAGCAAAGUAAAAAAUGAAUUAAAGACAGUGGAUCUUGUUCAUUUGGGGGUUUGGGUGUCUUGCAUUAAAUACUCUGGACUAAACUACGAAAUUGUUCUUUUUAAAGCCAUCUAGAAAAUUUGCAAUUAAAAUGGUCAAUAAUACAUUUUAAAAUGUGUAAGCAUUGGAGUAACUUCUGUUUGAAGUCCUCGUCUCUUUGACCUUUUCAAAGAGAGCGCAAGGCUCAGUAACGUGUUGCCCAAGGGUCUGUGAAGGAUUUCGGUAAGGGGAAAUGAAGAACUUCGAAAACUGGGGGGUCCAGAAGCAGAGGAACCUCUGAAAAAGCAAGUGCGGCGAAGACCAUUGAAAGCUAAUGAGGCAGUUGGUUAAGCAACUGCCUCUUGAUUUUGGCUCAGGCCAUGAUCUCAGGGUGG